Ctenocephalides felis (cat flea) is the source of this 774-nucleotide messenger RNA. Its product is annotated as zinc finger protein 454-like. The coding region runs from base 35 to 652 and encodes 205 amino acids. Gene Ontology annotation, cellular component: nucleus. Gene Ontology annotation, biological process: regulation of transcription by RNA polymerase II. NCBI's taxonomy places the organism in Eukaryota, Metazoa, Arthropoda, Insecta, Siphonaptera, Pulicidae. The transcript has a single exon. Gene Ontology annotation, molecular function: DNA-binding transcription factor activity, RNA polymerase II-specific; RNA polymerase II cis-regulatory region sequence-specific DNA binding. The record is from RefSeq and is a predicted model, not a curated record.
GGCAUUUGCACAUUUGAGUAGCUUGAAUAAACAUAUGCUUACUCACACUGGUGAACGAGCUCAUAUUUGUAGAAUAUGUGGUAAGAAGUUUAUACAUUUGUGCCAUUUGAAAGAUCAUAUGUUCAUUCACACUGGUGUACGAGCCUAUAUUUGUAGAAUAUGUGGUAAGAAGUUCAUACGUUUGAGUCAUUUGAAUCAACAUAUGCCCAUUCACACUGGUGAAAGCUGUAAUAAAUGUACAAUAUGUGAUAAGACAUUUAGACAAUCGAGUAGCUUGAAACAACAUAUGCUCAUUCACACUGGGGAGCGUCCUAACAAAUGUACAAUAUGUGAUAAGACUUUUAGACAAUUGAGUAGUUUGAAACAACAUAUGCUCAUUCACACUGGGGAACGUCCUAACAAAUGUACAAUAUGUGAUAAGACUUUUACACAUUCGAGUAGCUUGAAACGACAUAUGCUCAUUCACACUGGGGAACGUCCUAACAAAUGUACAAUAUGUGAUAAGACUUUUACACAUUCGAGUAGCUUGAAACAACAUAUGCUCAUUCACACUGGGGAGCGUCCUAACAAAUGUACAAUAUGUGAUAAGACUUUUAGACAAUUGAGUAGCUUGAAUAGACAUAUGCUCGUUCACUCUAGGCAAAAUAUGUGAUAAGACAUUCACAGAUCCAAGUGUCUUGAAUAAGCAUAUGCAAAUUCACAUUGGUGACCGUCCACACAAAUGUAAGAUAUGCAAGAAGGCAUUCAUAUAUUCAUAAAGCUUGACAGGACAAA